Messenger RNA from Nestor notabilis (Kea), 1713 nucleotides. It is a transcript of the gene TRIOBP, whose product is annotated as TRIO and F-actin binding protein. Gene Ontology annotation, biological process: actin filament organization; positive regulation of substrate adhesion-dependent cell spreading. The annotation marks the transcript as partial. The transcript is spliced from 13 exons. NCBI's taxonomy places the organism in Eukaryota, Metazoa, Chordata, Aves, Psittaciformes, Psittacidae. The record is from RefSeq and is a predicted model, not a curated record. Gene Ontology annotation, cellular component: actin cytoskeleton. Gene Ontology annotation, molecular function: actin filament binding.
CCGGAUCUCCUCAAUUUCAAGAAGGGAUGGAUGUCCAUCCUGGACAAGCCAGGAGAGUGGAAGAAACAUUGGUUUGUGCUGACCGACUCGAGCCUGAGGUAUUACCGGGACUCGAACGCAGAGGAGGCUGAUGACCUCGAUGGAGAAAUCGACCUCCGCUCCUGCACAGACGUGACAGAGUUUGCGGUGCAGCGCAACUACGGCUUCCAGAUACACACAAAGGAUGCUGUCUUCACCCUGUCAGCAAUGACCUCAGGCAUCCGGCGCAACUGGAUCGAGGCCCUGAGGAAGAAUGUGCGCCCAGUCAGUGCUCCAGAUGUCACCAAGCUCUCUGACUGCGAUAAGGAGAACUUCCGUAACUGUGUGCCCCAGAAGGGCUCGCUCCGGACAGAGGAGCAGCAGCGGCCGGGCUCUGGCUCCGAGGGGGACUCAAAAGGCAGCAAGGAUGGGCAGCGCCAUGCCUUUGACUAUGUGGAGCUGUCUCCCUUGCCACAGGACCCCGGGAAUCAGGGGUCCCCACAGAGGACAAGAGGGAGCUUGAGGAUCUCUGACCGAACUCCCAAGCAUGAGGAGCUGGAGCGGGAUCUGGCUGUCCGUUCGGAGGAGAGGCGGAAAUGGUUUGAGGCCCCUGAUGUCAGAGUCCCAAACAGUGAUGGCCCAGGGGGAGACUCUUCCCGCAAGGUGGGGGAGCUGGACCUCCCCACUCCCCCACUUUCGGAGGACCAGAAGAUUCGGCUGAGUGAGGAGAUAGAGAAGAAGUGGCUGGAGCUGGAAAGCAAGGGGGGCCACGGAGACACCAAUGAGGCACUGAAAAAGGAGGUCCAGUCACUGAGGGCGCAGCUGGAAUCCUGCCGGGCUCGGAAUGAGAGCCUUCGGGAGGCAGCAAAAUCCCAGGGAGAAGGCCACGUGCCCCGGGGUUACAUCUCACAGGAGGCCUGCGAGCGCAGCCUGGCUGCGAUGGAGUCAUCCCACCAACAAGUGAUGGAGGAGCUCCAGCGGCAUCACCAGCGGGAGCUGGAGCGGCUGCGGCAGGAGAAGGAGCGGCUCCUGGCAGAGGAGGCAGCGGCAACAGCAGCAGCCAUCGAGGCACUGAAGAAAGCCCACCGGGAGGAGAUGAAUAAGGAGCUGUGCAGGACACGAAGCUUCCAGCAAUGCAGCUCAGUCUCAGAUGCCCUCCAGAAGCAGCACCAGUUGGACGUGGAAUCCCUGAAGCGGGAGCUGCAGGUGCUCUCUGAGCAGUAUUCCCAAAAGUGCCUGGAAAUUGGGGAGCUCACCCAGAAGGCAGAGGAGCGGGAGCAGACGCUGCAGCACUGUCAGCAGGAGGGGAAGGAGCUCCUCCGGAAAAACCAGGAGCUGCAGACCCGCCUCUCGGAUGAGAUCGGGAAGCUGCGAAGCUUCAUUUCCUCACGGAACUCUGGGGACCGCUCUCCGAACAACAAUGAGCGGAGCUCCUGCGAGCUGGAGGUGCUGCUGCGGGUGAAGGAGAAUGAGCUCCAGUACCUAAAGAAAGAGGUGCAGUGCCUCCGGGAGGAGCUGCAGAUGAUGCAAAAGGAUAAGAGAUUUGCCUCAGGGAAAUACCAAGACGUCUAUGCAGAGCUGAAUCACAUCAAGGUGCGCUCGGAGAGAGAGAUCGAGCAGCUGAAGGAGCACUUGCGCUUGGCCAUGGCAGCUCUGCAGGAGAAGGAGUCACUGCGCAACAGCGUUGGCGAGUAA